This is a messenger RNA of Fukomys damarensis (Damara mole-rat), 1698 nucleotides long. RefSeq names its product cation channel sperm associated 2 (gene Catsper2). Bases 104 to 1648 code for a protein of 514 amino acids. Lineage: Eukaryota; Metazoa; Chordata; Mammalia; Rodentia; Bathyergidae. Gene Ontology annotation, molecular function: calcium-activated cation channel activity. The transcript is spliced from 13 exons. Gene Ontology annotation, biological process: flagellated sperm motility; monoatomic ion transport; fertilization. Gene Ontology annotation, cellular component: membrane; CatSper complex. The record is from RefSeq and is a predicted model, not a curated record.
GGGAAAGCGGGUAACUGGCGAGCAGCCCUGAGCUCUUCCUACGCUGAGGGAGCAGAGCUCAGGGAGGAGAGCAGGAGCCGGCCCGAGGCAGCUGCUCACACACAUGGCCACGGAUCACCCUGGGCACAUGCACCUGCCCAGAGCUGAUGCUAUUCAUUCUCGUCGCGUUGACCUGGAGUUUUUUCAAGACUCCAGCCAGCCUGUGCCACUUUUCACUACCCGGGAGAUACUUGAUCCUUCCUAUCAGAAGCCAAUUGGAUUGAGAGAUCAACACCAGCAAGUGCUCUUCUCCACAAAGCCCCGGCAUUUAGGACGGGUUUCACAUGCCCAGCGACUACUGUGUAGAUUUAAUGUUCGCCAUAGUCCUUGGCCACCUCUUUCCCUGUGGGCCGAAUGGGUUAUCGAGCAUCCUUGGUUUAAGAACUUCAUCAAUUUCCUCAUCAUUUUGAAUGUAGUUGUACGGAUGGUUAUAAUAGAACUGCUGGAUUCCACAAACAACAGUCUGUGGCCACUGAAGCUGUCUUUGGAGGUGGCAGUUUGGUUUAUCUUGCCCAUUUUCAUUGUGGAAAUCCUUCUGAAAUGGGUAGCCAGCUUCUCCCUCUUCUGGAAGAACGCCUGGAAUGUCUUUGACUUCGUGGUCACCCUGUUGCCCUUGCUGUAUGAAAUCUUGGUGCUGGGCGGGGUGACUGGCCAUCCCGUGUGGCUCGAGCUGCUGAGUAUCUGUGGCGUGAUGAGGUGUUUCCGGCUCUAUGCACAGUUGCAUCAAGUCCGCGUUAUCAUUUUGGCCCUGGUCAGGACCUUCAAGAGCAUCCGAUUUCACUUCAUGUUGCUGCUCCUCCUCUUCUACAUUUUCGCCGUGGCUGGUGUCUACUUCUUUAAGGAUUACACCCGUUCAACUCACCAGGACCUGGUGUACAGGGAGGCCUUCUUGGGCCUGCCAAAUUCCCUAAUAACCGUCUUCAUCCUCUUCACCAUGGAUCACUGGAACUCGCUGCUCCGGGACAUCUGGAAGGUGCCGGAAGUCAGCUCGGUCAUCAGCAGCACCUAUAUCAUCCUCUGGGUGCUUCUGGGCUCCAUUAUCUUGCGAAAUGUCAUAAUAAGCACGAUGGCUAAUAACUUCCGGGACAUCCGGGAUGAGCUGGAUAAGGAGAUGGCACAUCUGGCUGCUCAGCACAAGGCUGAUGUCCUCAAGCUGCAGAUCCUCAGGAGGAGACAGAACCAGUCCUUUACAACACUGAGGUCAAGCCACAGCAAAAUCAGUGCCAGAGAAGUCAGUAGACACAGGACAUCGCUGGACUUCCAAGAAGCUUCUUCAGAAAAAGAGUCUAAACACAGCACGGUUGAAAAGGAAGUGACCUUGUCUUCCAAGCCAACAAAAGAGUCCUUGUUCAAAAGGAAAGAGUCCUCAUCUUCCUCCUCGACAUCCUCCUCCUCUUCAGAGUAUGGUGAUCAGGUGGACUGGGAGAACUUGGUGCACCAGAAUCUCCCUGAGCUCAUGGAAAUGGAUCAGGACCAGUACACUCUGUGGCCCCGAAAUUUACUCUUGCGGUAUCUUGAGUUGCUGGAAGAGCUUCAGUAUAAUCUGGAGGAGCGGAAGGAGUUGCAGCGGUUGGCAGCACAGGAACUGAUGAAAUUCCAAAAGAGGUAACACCCACCACAAAUGGCUUCAAGAUUUUUGGGCCCAGCAAAAGAUAACGA